AUACGUCGGACGUGGGUUUGUUUGGCUUUAUGUGAAGGAGAGCUUGUUUUGAAUUUCGAGUUGUGUUGUGCAGCGUACGCUAAAAAAAUUAACUUAUCGAGCGGCCAUAUAACAUUUCGCUGUGUUAAUAAGAUAAGCAUAUUUUGCCUGUUAGAUGCGAUCCGACGAGUAAACUUCCACUUACAUUAGUAGAUAUUUUUUAUCUACUUACAAUUAACGCCUAUGAGUGUAAAUACUAUAAAUUGGCCAAAAGCUAAUUUUAAUUAUUGCUAAUUACGAUUAUUCGUGUAUUUAUCCACUAAGUGGCGAUUAUGAGCAUGGAAUUACAAUAUUAUUUUUUCCGCGAGUUUUUAAAACAAAAUACCGCCAUUAAAAGUGUUGGUAAUAAAGAAGCAAACAACUAACGAAAAUUAAAUGCAAAUUGCGAUAUAGUAUUCAGUGCGAGUACUACAACAAAGAAUAGUGUUUUUAAAAUUAAUUGAAAUAUUUAAAAGGCAGACGGUGUCGCUCCAAAGUAAAAUUGUUCUUCAACUUAAUUAGACGAAGUGAAUUAAUUGCUGCCAUCCGAAACGCGCCACGUCUGCGACAACACUUUGAUAUUAGUGAAUUAGCAAGCAGCAAAAACAUAUGCAUUUGUUGUUUUUAUGAAGAUGUUGUAGGUGAGCGAACUUUUUACAGCACUCCCCCACAUGCAACGUCGUCGCUUAGGCUCCGUUGGCGAUUCGGCGCCACCAUCCGAAUCCUCGGAGGGCACUAACUCUUCCGAGCAGAAUGAGCUGAUGAUUAAUCCCGAUUGGUCGGCGGCGCAUUCACACACCUCGUCGGUACACACAAACACGCGCACCGCCACAUCGACCACCAAUACAGUUAACAAUCACAGUAAUUCGUAUUUUAUUGGCUCCGACGUGGAUGCCGACACUCUGAGCAUCGAUACUACGAGCAAUUCAAAUCUCUCCGAAUAUGAACGCGUUCAAGUGGAGAGUUUCUUCGGCGGUCUGGGCACUGAAAUUUUCGUAUGCUCCUCUCUGGCCAACCUCUACGAAGGCACCGGCAAGGAGGGCGAUUGGCGUCUCGUCUUCACCGGCAUACCAGUCGUGCUGCAUGAUCGCGGCAGUGCUCGCGCACGCUCCAUACCACGCGUCACACUUGUGCUGGCCGAGCGGGGCUCCUCCUUUGCACUCUGGUCGGAUCGCAUCGAUAAUCUGUCAAAUUAUCGGGUCGCCGGUCCAUCCUUUCACACGAUGUGCCUGUCACAGAACCACCAACAGCUAAUCGGAUUUAGUUUCGAUUCAACCGAUUCGGCAAGAGAGCUGCACCAUCACAUAGAGAAACUGGUGAGUAAUCCGGAGAAUAUAGCGCUCUCGUUGCCGGGCAAGAAGAAGCAGAAACAGAAGCGCGUGAAGCCAGCUCCGUUGCCGCCCAAAUCGCAAAUUUCGCAGCCAUGUCAAUUCCAGCACGUGACGAGUGUUACGAAGGACGACACCGAUCGGUACUAUAGCAUGCAAGCGUUUGCGCCGUCGGUGAAGCAUCGCUAAAGGAGGUGGGAGAGGGAAGUAUGUAGUUGUGUGUGGGGGUGAAGGGUGCAAUGUAGUAGCCAUAAUUAUAUACGUCUAAGUGUGUAGGGAUGUACGAUGUAAGCUGUUUAGUAGAUUUUUUAAGCGAAAUGUAACGACGUCAAUUCGUCAACUUAGUCAUUAAGUUACAUUUAAAUAAUCGAAAUUUUUUAUUACUAAAUAUGAGCCAGCUGGGCCUAAAUCGGCACGCGGUUUAGAGGAAGAAUAUUGCCGGAAAAAUCAACAUGACAAAAAUUAAAAACAGGGGCCAAAAAACCCCCAUAUUGAGUCAUUAUUUUUGUUUAGAAUAAAUUUGAUUGUUAUUUUGUGAAUUUAAGUGAAUAACAUUAAUGCUCUUUUAUUUGGAUUCUUAUUUUUUCGAUCAUUUUCAAUAUGUAGGAAAAUUUAAUAUUUUUAACCGGCCAUCCUUUAUAAUCUAUUCUUAUGACCGUUUUGAAUCCCCAAUAAUCUAACAAAUGAAUUUUUGCCGAAAAAAUUAAAUUCCAAGUUUCAAUCCUAAAUUAUAUAUAUAUAUUUUUUAAAGAACAUAACCCUUACGGUCCUGAAUGAAAUCGAUUAAAUGUGCAUAGGUAAAUAUGUAAGUACAUAAGUAGCUAAACUGAAUAAAUUAUUUGUAUCGUUUGUAAAUACGAACAUUCUAUGCGCCUGCAAGCCAGAAAAUUUGUUAAAAUAAAAGAAGAAAAAAUUAUAUAUUUACAUGCACGUGUAGGUAUGUAUGUAUGUACAUUAGACCGUACCACCUUACAACCUAACAAACAAAGUUCACCAUACAUCCCAGAGUCCAAAGUAUUUUUUUCAAGGUAAUUUGGAUAAGACAAAAUUCGACCAAACUAGGUGAAAAAAAAUUUGGCUAUACAACUUUUUUUUUUUUAAAUAGGAAUAAUCGGAAUACUUUCUUAGCAAAAGUUUAAUGAGUUUAGGUAAGCUUGAAUUUACCGCCUCUUUAAGGGGGUAAGAAGUGAGAUCUGGUGGGUAGGUACUAGAACGGGGCACUUGAGGCCAAUGAACUUUGGAAUAAAACAAUUUUUCUCAUCGAGACAAGAACAUCGAUAUAUCAUACUUUAAAAUCCGACUGUAAAUGCCGAAGAUAUAACGGAAAUGAUAAAAGAAGC
This is a messenger RNA of Rhagoletis pomonella (apple maggot), 2686 nucleotides long. RefSeq lists its product as uncharacterized. Gene Ontology annotation, molecular function: DNA-binding transcription factor activity, RNA polymerase II-specific; RNA polymerase II cis-regulatory region sequence-specific DNA binding. The record is from RefSeq and is a predicted model, not a curated record. Gene Ontology annotation, biological process: regulation of transcription by RNA polymerase II. NCBI's taxonomy places the organism in Eukaryota, Metazoa, Arthropoda, Insecta, Diptera, Tephritidae. Gene Ontology annotation, cellular component: nucleus.